AUGACCAUGACUACGAUGGCUAACGGUCUGGAGGCACAGGACUCGUCCAAGUCGGCUUUCAUGGAGUUUGGUCAGCAGUCUCACUCACAACAGAGCUCUCCGUCGAUGGCUGCCAGCCACUACCCGCUGCACUGUCUCCAUUCCGGGUCGCACCCAGCUCAUCAUCAGCACGAUAACUCUCCGUACUCCGGCAACAAUUCUUACAACAGGUCGCUACCGUACUCCUACGUGAGCCACCCCCACCACAGCCCGUACCUGCCAUCCUACCACAAUAACACCACUGGCGGUCAGACAAGGUUAGACGGCACAGGUAAGAUGCUUUCCCAUUCAUGACAAGAAAUAUGCUCUCUAUCGUUUUCAUCGUGCAGCGAUAACAAUGCGAGUGCCAUUUAUUUUUUAUUAAUUUGGUCAAGAAAAAGAUAAAGCACAAUAAACGUCCAGCAGACGGUUGAAUGGCAAAUUAAUUUCAAAUUGUGUCUGAAUGACAAUUUAUCUGUUGUCUAUUUUUUUCUACAUUAUAUUUAGUUCAUGGUGUCUCUUUUUUUCUAUAGAACACUCCGCGAGAUCCCAUUCUAUGGCCAUUCUUUGCACCGGGUAUAAUGACAAGUGAGGAAUCCUCACGAAUUAUUCUUGGAAUUAGGCGGUCUACUCGCUUUGAACGUUGUAAUUAGCAUUUAAUUGGCAUGUCAUUACGAGGAAUAUCCUAAAUAUGACAGAAAAUUCGAUGAUGAUUACAAUAAUGGUGGAGUGGACUGAGCGAAUGUGACACGUGAAUAUGUAUUAGUGGUCUGGAUUUAAUAGAGUAGGCCUAUCAUUGUGUUUCUCAUAUAUUUUCCUUAUUAGAUAUGUAGCCGUUUAAAUAGAUUGGGACCUAUUAUAUUCUCUGAAAUUAAUUAUAUUUGGGGAAUUAUAAACUAGGCCUAUUUGUUGUGGAAUAUGUUUGGCCUUAGUGGACUAACAUUGCCAUUUUUUGUUGCAGAGCAGCAGAAAACAACAGUGAUUGAAAACGGAGAAAUUCGUUUCAACGGGAAAGGCAAGAAGAUUCGCAAACCUCGGACGAUUUAUUCUAGUUUGCAGCUUCAAGCUUUAAAUCACCGUUUCCAGCAAACACAAUACCUCGCCCUGCCAGAACGCGCUGAGCUGGCUGCAUCUCUCGGACUAACACAGACACAGGUAGGCCUAUUCUCAAAACAUUCAUUAUUAUACAGAAGGGUAUACAUUAUUAUAUUGCUAUUAGCGCUUUAUUAUCUUGUAUUAUUAGUAUUUAUUAGUAUUAUUAGUAGGCCUAUUAUUAUUGUUAUUAUUGUUGUUAUUAUUACCCUAUACCCUAAAAUUGCUCUGGGUAUUGUGUUUCUGUUGUUGACCAAUUUAGGAUUCCUUCAUAAUAUUUACUUUUUUACCUAUAGGCCUGCACGAAUGUAUUGUAAUAAUGUUAUGUAGGCCUCCUAACUCAUAUUUAUCAUAUCAGUUGGUCUAUAAGCCUAUUUAUAAAAAUGUUAAUAGAUGAAUAAAUACAUUCAUGAUAUAAUCAUUAUCUGUAAUCUGGUCUUCCCUUGCCUUCCUGCCAUCUUGUGCAGGUAAAGAUAUGGUUCCAGAAUAAAAGGUCAAAGUUCAAGAAGCUGCUGAAGGCAGGUGGCAACCCGCAUGAGAGCGACCCUACUAUGCCUGGUUCCAUCGGCCUGUCUCCCCGGUCUCCAGCAAUUCCUCCAAUAUGGGACGUGUCAGCGUCCAGCAAAGGAGUUAACAUGGCGGCCAACGGCUACAUGCCCGGGUAUUCCCACUGGUACUCCUCCCCACAUCAAGAGACAAUGCAGAGAUAG
Molecule: messenger RNA, 1820 nt
Organism: Coregonus sp. 'balchen'
Lineage: Eukaryota; Metazoa; Chordata; Actinopteri; Salmoniformes; Salmonidae
Source: the annotation of a GenBank genome assembly